AUGCAGCUUUUCCUCAUGUUCCUCCUGUCGCAGCCAGUCGGCAUGAUGGUCGACAUGUUCGGGCCCCGGGCUGUCCUGGCCCCCACUUCCGUCCUGGCCGUCAUGGGCCUGAUUGGCCUCAGUUUUGCGCGGGAGUACUGGCAGAUCUUUCUUGCGCAGAGCCUCUGCUUCGGGCUGGGAGCUGCCGGCAUCUUCGUCCCGGGUCUGGUUGCUACGAGCCAGUACUUCAAGACGAAGAGGGCCCUUGCUGUUGGGGUUGUGGCUAGCGGAUCAUCAGCUGGCGGUGUCAUCUUUCCGAUAUUACUUGCUCAACUCUUCGAAAAGGUUGGCUUUGGCGCCACCAUACGAUGGACCGCACUCAUGGUGGGGGUGUUGUUGGCGAUUGCCAACAUCUUGGUUGUGCCGCCAAUGAAACCCAAGGGCUGGGCAGCACGCCGCAACAUCCUAAGUGUUGCUGUGUUCAAGAAGCCAUCGUACUUGUUCUUCGUCGGGGGCUCCUUCCUCUUCUUCUGGGGUCUUUUUGGGCCAUUCAACUACCUCCCUCUAUUCGCCGAACAGUCCCGGAACACGUAUUACAUUGGUCCCUACACAGUAUCCAUAGUCAAUGCCGCAUCGAUCUUUGGCCGCAUCCUCCCGUCCCUCUACUCGGACCGCAUCGGCCACUUGCGCGUCAUGGUCGUCUGCGCCUUUCUCUCUGGGGUCUCCACCUUGGCAAUCUGGUUACCCGUCAACUACCACCGCUCAGCGGGCGGUCUAAUAGUCUUCGCCCUGUUCUUCGGCUUCUUCUCCGGGGCCUUCGUGUCGCUCACCGCGCCGUGCCUGGUCGAGGUUGCAGGCGGACACACACAUGACCUUGGGGCGAUGCUGGGGACCUUCUUCGCCAUUGCUGCCGUGGCUUCGCUGACGGGCCUUCCGAUUCAGGGCGCCAUCUUGUCGGGCGUGGAUCUUAUGAGGCUGAUCGUCUUUUCCGGAGUGACCAUGUUGGCUGGCUCGGGCGCACUAUCUGGUGCGAUGAUCCUCACGAAUGGAAUCAAGGCACAGCAAGUGCAAUCGAAGACGUGA
Diaporthe batatas is the source of this 1062-nucleotide messenger RNA. RefSeq lists its product as uncharacterized. Gene Ontology annotation, cellular component: fungal-type vacuole membrane. Gene Ontology annotation, molecular function: transmembrane transporter activity. The coding region runs from base 1 to 1062 and encodes 353 amino acids. Gene Ontology annotation, biological process: transmembrane transport. The transcript is spliced from 3 exons. The record is from RefSeq and is a predicted model, not a curated record. NCBI's taxonomy places the organism in Eukaryota, Fungi, Ascomycota, Sordariomycetes, Diaporthales, Diaporthaceae.